GGUAGAGCGAUUCGGAGUCUAAAAACCUACCAACUCCCGUACGGGGCAAAUCAUUGUACGUCUGCUGCUAGUACGAACAGGAUGGCAAAGUACUGCGCAUUAGCUUUUUUGGUGACCGUACUGAUUGCGCACGCGUCGGGCGAGAUUCGGUCGGCGCAGGAUGUCGACUGGAGCCAGGUACGUCGAUUCUACGAUCCAAGCGUACCGGAUCGACGCAUCAACAACGGACAGAUUGCAACGCCAACCGAUGUCCCGUGGGCCGUCGGAUUGCUUGUGUCGCUCGCGUCCGGAACGAGCUUCUGCGGUGGUGCACUGAUUUCUCCGACUCACGUCCUCACUGCGGCGUCCUGUGUGAAUGGUCAAUCGUCGAUUACGGCCAUGUUGGGUGCGAGCACCAUUGCAACGACGUCGGACUUUGUGCCGGUCUCUCAUGUGCGAGUCCAUCCGGAUUACAGUUCGUUCCUGGAGCGAGACGAUAUCGCCAUCCUUACGCUGGCCCGUCAGCCUCGCUGGAAUGAUCAAAUCCAGAUUAUCAACCUACCUCGCCGCAUGUACAUUGGUCACUCGUUCAACAACUACGUCGCGACGAUCUCGGGCUGGGGUGAAACGGGAACCAACACGGGCGAACCUCUACCCAUGCCGAACCUUCGCUUCAUCCGAAGCCCGGUCAUCACCAACCUGAGCUGCGAGCUGUCCUUCCUGCUGAACAAUAUCCGAGGUACGCACAUCUGCACCUCGACCGAUGGUGGCGCACCGUGCGUCGGAGACCAGGGCGCACCGGUGACGGUGACCGAGAACGGUGAAACCUUCCUGAUCGGUAUUCACGUGUUUACGGCAUCGCGCUGUGAACGGGGCCGUCCGGCGGUGCACGUUCGUCUCACGGAGUACAUGAACUGGCUCGAGCUGAACACUGACGCACUGAUCCGACCGAUACGGCGUAGACUGUGGGUGAUGUUCGCUGUAGUGUUCGGGAAGCGUAGACAAGCAUCAAUGGCAGGCUCUUCGUCGUGGGAUCAGUUCGGAUUCUGGCUAGCAGCAGCGGUCCUGUGCUGCUGCUUCAUCACACCAAGCUCAGGCAAUCCGCUGCUGGACGCACCAGACAGACGCAUCAACAAUGGCGUUGAGGCUGGUCCUACCGACAUUCCGUUUGCGGCGGGUGUGCUCGUGACCCGUCCCUCCCAGACCUACUUCUGCGGAGGUACCCUGAUCUCUCUGCGCCACAUCCUGACCUCUGCCAACUGUGUGAAUGGCUAUCGUACCAUCACCGUUAUGCUCGGCGCGUACGACAUGACCAUGGUGCAGGACUUCAUUACCGUCUCGUCCGUAUUGGUUCACCCCAACUUUAGCUCGUUCUUCUACACGAACGAUCUAGCCAUCUUGACCCUGUCCCGUCCAGCACAGCUCAGCGAGCGUGUACAGAUCGCACAGCUUCCCAGCCGUCUGUACAUUGGACAUUCGUUCAACAACUACGAAACGACGGUCGCCGGAUGGGGACGAACCGGGUCCAAUACGGGGGAGGUUGUCCCCGUGCGACGUCUCCUUUACUUCCGGGCCAGGGUCAUCACCAACACGAGCUGUCUGAUUAGCUUCCCGCUCUAUCUCAGCUCAACGAACAUCUGUACGUCGACCGGAGAAGGUGCGGCCUGUGUUGGAGAUGAAGGUGGCCCCGUGACGGUGACAGAGAAUGGACAGACCAUCCUGAUCGGUGUACAUUCGUACGGAUUUUCGAUGGGAUGUGAGCUUAGCUGGCCAUCGGUACACACGCGCAUCACGGAGUAUCUCAUGUGGAUCGAAAACAAUUCGGACGCUGUUGUUAUGUGAAUAAAGACCGUUCUUGUCGGGGGAUUUUCUA
Molecule: messenger RNA, 1852 nt
Organism: Anopheles stephensi (Asian malaria mosquito)
Lineage: Eukaryota; Metazoa; Arthropoda; Insecta; Diptera; Culicidae
Exons: 4
Coding region: 82-1821 (579 amino acids)
Biological process (GO): proteolysis
Molecular function (GO): serine-type endopeptidase activity
Source: RefSeq, a predicted model, not a curated record